AUGAGUUUAUACACUGCUGCUGAAAGCAAAGCAUCUCUCAUCAUUGAUGCAGACAUCUCAUAUAUCCGCGGUGACCCCCUGUAUGUCACGGGUUCGCAUAACGCUCAAGAUCUCCAGCUCGAGAUCUCCAUUGCAGACGCGGACCUGCAGCUGCAGCGCAGCGUACCUAUCAAUUCCUCGUCAAACGAGAUUGAAUUCUCGCUGCGGCAUCUGUCUCCUCGUCUCGAGCCAUACCUCGUCACCCUGAAGGCUACCCGUGGCGAUGCACGCACUGUCUACAGUGCUACUACGCAGCUGCACCACCUCCCAUCCCGCACAGAUGGGGGCAGUACAACAAAGCUAGAUAGCUUGUUCGGUGGUCUGCUAGUGCAGAACAGCGACUCUUCGACAUGGAGACCGCUAUUCCCAUACUCCUACUACGCCAGCUGGGACAGCUUCGCGAACUCCACAGCCAAUGUCCAGUCCUUCAAAGACCAAGGCUACAACAUUAUCCACAUUGUCCCGGAUACGGGACCCGUGGCCCACGCAUUCAAUCUCACGCAGCUGAACGCCUUCCUCGACAAGUGCGACGAGAUAGGCCUGUGGGUCAUGUGGGACAUGCGCUGGACGUACAAGGACCUGUCCCUCGUCCACGAACAGCUCUCCCUCCUCAAGUCCCGCAAGAGCCUCCUGCUCUGGUAUACCGGCGACGAGCCUGAUGGCCCCGGCGACCCGCUCAACGCGACCAAACUGGCCUACAGCGCCAUCAAAGCCGUUGAUCCCUGGCACCCCGUCUCGCUAGCGCUGAACUGCUUUAAUUUCUACUUCGAAGAGUACUCGUCCGGCGCGGAUAUCGUGCUCUCCGAUGUAUACCCGAUAGCGGUGAACACGAGCUGGUCGGCCGAGUACAAUACGCCCUGCAAUACCACAUACGGGUGCUGCGGGUGCGACGAUUGCCGCGGGGAGAUGGAAGAUAUCUCGGUACGGCUGGACGCAUUCGCGGCGUAUCAGGAAUGGCUGGGGAUGGAGCCGAAGGCGCUGUGGGGGGUGCCGAUGGCGUUUGGUGACGCAGAGUUUUGGACACGGAAGCCUACGGGAGCAGAAGAGGUGAGUAUGACGAUGCUGAGUUUGAAUCAUAAUGCGAAGGGAAUUGUUAUGUGGGAUUGGCCAACGUCGGCGGAGUUGGCAGCGACGACGCAUGAUUUGAGUCGGGUUCUUGUGGGAGAUGAGAUUGUACGCUUUGUUUUGGGUGCGCACACGCUGCCGUUGAGUGUUCAGGGGCAUUCGAAGAUUGAUGCGGCGGGAUGGAAAGUGGGAGAUGAAGUGCUGGUUAGUAUCUUGUCGUUGCAGACGCCGGAUUGGGAUGAUGUUGUAACGGUCGAGCUGCCACGGGGCGCGAAGGUCGUCUUGAAGGUGGUUCUGGGCAAAGGGGAGUGGAAGUUGGUAGAUGGUCAUCUUGUGAAGAAGGGUGGACAUGGGCUUGAGACGGAUUUGUUGAUUGUUGAAUUAGGAGGUUGA
This is a messenger RNA of Penicillium chermesinum, 1497 nucleotides long. RefSeq lists its product as uncharacterized. The transcript has a single exon. The coding region runs from base 1 to 1497 and encodes 498 amino acids. The record is from RefSeq and is a predicted model, not a curated record. NCBI's taxonomy places the organism in Eukaryota, Fungi, Ascomycota, Eurotiomycetes, Eurotiales, Aspergillaceae.